UCCAGGCGCCCAGUGACAGGAGGACCGAGGCCUGCUGCUGCUGUUGGGCCUUUUCAUUGUAAACGAUCCCGCGUCACUUCGCCUGUUUCUCCCGGUCCAGGCAGCGGCGGUGGUUCGUGUCAAGGCGUGAAGAUGCCGGCGGUGUCCAAAGGCGACGGGAUGAGGGGGUUGGCGGUGUUUAUCUCGGACAUUCGGAACUGUAAAAGCAAAGAAGCAGAAAUUAAACGAAUAAAUAAAGAACUGGCUAACAUCCGAUCGAAGUUCAAAGGUGACAAGGCACUGGAUGGUUAUAGUAAGAAGAAAUAUGUUUGCAAACUGCUCUUUAUCUUCCUGCUUGGUCAUGACAUUGACUUUGGCCAUAUGGAGGCAGUCAACCUGCUCAGUUCCAAUAAAUAUACAGAGAAGCAGAUUGGUUACCUUUUCAUUUCGGUGCUGGUGAACUCCAACAGUGAGCUGAUUCGUCUGAUUAACAAUGCCAUUAAGAAUGAUCUGGCCAGUCGCAAUCCCAUCUUCAUGUGUCUUGCUCUGCACUGCAUUGCAAAUGUUGGCAGUAGGGAAAUGGCAGAGGCAUUUGCUUCAGAGAUUCCCAAAAUCCUGGUAGCUGGUGAUACUAUGGACAGUGUGAAACAGAGUGCUGCCUUGUGUCUUCUACGUCUAUACAAGACAUCUCCAGACCUGGUACCCAUGGGCGAGUGGACAUCCCGAGUGGUCCAUUUAUUAAAUGACCAGCAUCUGGGGGUUGUGACUGCAGCUACCAGUCUCAUCACUUGUCUGAGCAAGAAAAACCCUGAUGAAUUCAAGACUUGUGUUUCAUUGGCUGUUUCCAGACUUAGUCGGAUUGUGUCAUCUGCCUCCACUGAUCUUCAGGAUUACACAUAUUACUUUGUUCCAGCACCCUGGCUUUCUGUCAAGCUGCUACGACUCCUGCAGUGUUAUCCUCCACCUGAGGACACUGCUGUUAAGGGUCGCCUGAUUGAAUGUAUGGAGACUAUCCUCAAUAAAGCCCAGGAACCGCCCAAAUCCAAGAAGGUACAACACUCCAAUGCUAAGAAUGCAAUUCUUUUUGAAGCAAUCAGCCUUAUUAUACAUUACGACAGUGAGCCAAACCUGUUGGUGCGUGCAUGCAACCAGCUCGGUCAGUUCCUGCAGCACCGUGAGACUAACUUGCGAUACCUGGCUCUGGAAAGCAUGUGUCUACUGGCGGGCUCUGAAUUUUCUCACGAAGCUGUCAAAACCCACAUUGAAACAGUAAUCAAUGCGCUGAAGACGGAGAGGGAUGUGAGUGUUCGCCAACGAGCAGCAGAUCUCCUGUAUGCCAUGUGCGACCGAACUAAUGCUCCACAAAUCGUGGCAGAAAUGCUGAGCUACCUGGAAACAGCUGAUUAUUCCAUUCGUGAAGAGAUAGUCCUAAAGGUGGCCAUUCUAGCAGAGAAGUAUGCAGUGGAUUACACAUGGUAUGUGGACACGAUUCUGAACCUCAUCCGCAUUGCAGGGGACUACGUCAGUGAGGAAGUAUGGUACCGAGUUAUUCAGAUUGUUAUUAACCGUGAUGAUGUUCAAGGUUACGCAGCAAAGACUGUGUUCGAGGCACUCCAGGCACCAGCCUGCCAUGAGAACAUGGUGAAGGUGGGUGGAUACAUCUUGGGAGAAUUUGGGAAUCUCAUUGCAGGUGAUCCACGAUCCAGCCCCUUGGUUCAGUUCAACUUGCUGCAUUCUAAGUUCCACUUGUGCAGCGUUCCGACCCGCGCUCUGCUGCUCUCCUCUUACAUCAAGUUUGUCAACCUCUUCCCUGAGACCAAGACCACAAUCCAGGAUGUGCUGCGCAGUGACAGCCAGCUCCGAAACUCUGAUGUGGAACUCCAACAGAGGGCCGUGGAGUACCUCAAGCUCAGCUCAAUUGCCAGCACUGAUGUCCUGGCUACUGUCUUAGAAGAGAUGCCCCCUUUCCCUGAAAGGGAAUCCUCCAUCCUCGCAAAGCUGAAGAAAAAGAAGGGACCAGGCACUGUGACGGAUAUGGAGGAAGGAAAGAAGGAACAAACAGAGGUCAAUGGUGGUGUUGAGCCGGCUGUGAAUGCUAGUACCGUGUCCACGCCCUCUCCAUCUGCUGAUCUUCUGGGUCUGAAGAGCGCUCCUGCCAGUGGAGGCAGCCUGUUGGUGGAUGUGUUUUCUGAUGCAGUGCCUGCAACUGGUGCCUUGGCACCUGGAUCUGAAGACAACUUCUCCCGAAGCUUGGAUCUGCCGGGUGAGAGCCCUGCAUCGUUGCUGGUGGACGCAACCCUGGGUGCAGACACUGUCACAACUGUGCCUGCUGCUGGCUCUGAGGACCCUGCUUUGCCUGUACCUGAUGCUGAUGAUCUCCUCAACAAGUUUGUCUGCAAAAACAACGGAGUCCUGUUUGAAAACCAGCUUUUGCAGAUUGGAAUAAAGUCCGAAUACAGACAGAAUCUGGGUCGAAUGUACCUGUUCUUUGGGAACAAAACUUCUGUCCAGUUCCUAAACUUCACACUGAAUGUUAGCUGCCCUGGAGAGCUGCAAAAUGAGCUGAAUAUUCAGGCCAAGCCAGUGGAGCCGAUUGUAGAAGGUGGAGCACAGGUUCAGCAAGUAAUUAACAUUGAAUGUUUGUCUGAUUUUACUGAAGCCCCCUUGCUGAACAUUCAGUUCAGAUAUGGUGGAACCAUGCAGAAUAUCACCCUAAAGCUACCCAUAACUGUGAACAAGUUUUUCCAACCAACAGAGAUGGCAUCUGAAGACUUCUUCCAGCGUUGGAAGCAGCUCAGCAGUCCCCAGCAGGAAGCACAGAAGAUCUUUAAAGCUAAUCACCCAAUGGACAGUGAGGUCACCAAGGCUAAGUUGAUAGGGUUCGGCUCCGCUCUGCUGCAGGAUGUUGACCCCAAUCGUGACAAUUUUGUUGGCGCAGGAGUCAUUCACACAAAAUCCAUCCAGGUCGGAUGUUUGUUGAGGCUGGAACCCAACAGUCAGGCACAGAUGUACCGCCUCACACUACGCACAAGCAAGGAGGCUGUGUCGAAGCGACUAUGCGCAUUACUGUCUCAACAGUUCUGAAGUCUCAACAUGUAAUCGAUCUCUUACACUAUACUGUAUGUUUGUUUUGAGUCUGAGCGUGUGUGUCCGUGUGCGCAUGAGUGCGUGAUGGUUCAUUUAUCUAUGCGCCACAUCCAGUGAAAUCUUCAAGAAGCAUCAUGUGACGUCCUUUAAGUACAGUAUAUGUUUACGUGAUUGUAGAGGUUUUUUGCUAUUGAGGGACUUGGAAGAUUCCUUGGUAUGCGAGGCAUCAUGUGAGGCAGAGGGAAAGGGGAGAAGGUGAGCAGAGCUGACACUGGGUUGUGGGGAAGCCGACAUAACGCAGCUGCUAUCUGUGGUACUUCUCAAUCAUGUUGACGAGAGCCCCUCAGUGAUUGUAACAUGCCCCAGUCCUGGGAUUGUGGGGCAUGAUGGCAGUAGCCCGCACUGCCUGCUUUUUGUUUCCAAGAUAUUGGUGAUCAGAAAGGCUCCUCGCAAACCCCGGCUUGGUGCAGCCAUCACAUGAUGUCAGGCUGAGCCGCACAGUCCUGGAAAGACUGCCCUGCACGGCAUGCUGACUUAACUCUGGUUUGGUGUUGCCAUUCCCUGCAGGGAAUUGGGUUAGGGAGUGACCCUAGUUGGCACUUUGACUCUCGGUUGCUCUGCCAGUAUUGGGCUGUGCUGGUGCCUGGUGAAGGUGAAGUCAGACUUGGCCAUAAAGCUUCAGUUAUGCCCUCCCAGUUGAACAGCCCAUGCUAACUUGCUGCCUUGAUUUGCACACAGCACACAGCCACUUCAGGGCGUUUGAUGACACCUUGCUGUCUGAACAUUUGUCCUGUAGCAACAAACUCUCUUUGAGAGACGGAGAGAGUGCGGGGCGUGAACAUUGAGCAGAAUAUUUUCAGUAGCUAUUGGGUGGUUUUCCCUUUUUUGUUCUCCAUGCCUCUGCACAUCUCAGUUGGAUGAUGCCCGAAUACCAAACGACUUGGAAGUUCCACCUCGCUGUUAAUCGAUAUAGUCAUUCCUUAUAUUAAAAAAAAGUAUGAAGUAAUUGUAAAAUGUAUCUGUAUAUAACUCCUUAUUUAGGGUUGGAUAGAAAUACCUGUAUGACCAAUUUACUCUCUGGUCACUGAUGUUAAAUUAGCUGUUUAAAUGUCACCACUGAAAAUUAAGAGGGUGGGCAAACUUUUUUUUUAUUUAACCUUUACGCUUUACAUUUUGUUACAAGUGCAAAAAGACUGGAACAUUUCCCUUCUCAUCCUCUGUAUUCCCUCGUUUCUUUAGAAAACAAAGUCUGCUCUCCUGUCACUUCUGAGUCCCGCUCGAGUCAAACUCUCAUUCCCUCCUCCCCUGCUGUUAGUGGCCAGCACGAGCUGCAUGAUGCGUGCGAUUGAGCAGAAAUGCUUGCUUUAGUGUAAAUGCAAUGAAACAUGACAAUGGGGUGAAUUGUUCCUUACUCUGAAUCUGCUUUCAUGCCAGCACCACUUUGUUUGGUUCCGAGUCUGGGAAGUCUGUGUCCAUGAGCCAGCUCCUCAGCGUCUACACUUCUCAAGCCAGCUUCCCCAUCCUGUGCAGACCCAGUUCUUCAUGGAUUUACAAGGAACCGGAUUUGGCAUCAUAAAUCGAGAGGAAAAGCAGCUUAAACUGCUUCUGUCUCCUGCAAUCAAAAGUUUAAAAUUUCUCUCUCUCUCUUCCCUCACCCCCCGCCCUCUCCAGCUGUCUGCUUCACUCAAAGCGUCCUUCAAUUUUGAAUGUGUCAUCUGUCUAUUUGGGGUCGGCUUGCUUGUUAAUCCCCGACCUCCUGUUUCUUUUUACCUACUACCACUAUUACUACUGCUCUGGGAGUUGUCUUGUAAAUGGUGAGUGAGCCAGUGCUGUGCUUACCCCAGGUUUAGUGUAACCUCUCCUCAUUUUGUUCAGGGGAAUCCCAUCUGCCUAAUGCCUGUAUAUAGAACUAACCCAAGUGACUGGAUAACAGGGCAGUGGAGCUUCUUUGCUGAGCUGUAUAGAGAGAGCCUGACCAGUUUCAAAGGCUGAUUUUUAACGAGAGCAAAACCGCUGGUAAGUUAAUGGGGAUGGGGUGAGCCACAUUAAAUUUUCAGUGGUAGCAAUGAGUUGGACCAUUUUAACGAAUGGAGUUGCUGUGGCCUGGAUGAAAUGCGUGAGUCAAAAUGUAACCUUGGAAAAGGAAACAAAAAAUACAAGAGAACAAAAGAAUGUGAAUAAAGUUCCCGGCUUGUCUUACUGUACAGCACCCACUGCAUUGCAUCUGGCAGAUCCUACAAACCGAGUGUGUUCUGUCCAUUAUUUAAUUUGCACAGUCAAAAGCAAGGAAAGUAUCACCAUUCUGAGCUUCUCAUCAACACUACACUUGCAGAAAUCCCAUUGCAAUUACUAGCACAAUUUCCAUUGAAGUCACAGUGGUCACCAGAAGUAAUCCUGAGGAAAUUCUGUCUUCCAUGUGGGAUGGAGGAAGACGAUAAGAUGUAGGAACAGAAGUAGACCACUUUCUCCAGUGACCUUGCACCACUGUUCAAUAAGACCAUGGUUGAUCUGAUAAUGCUCACCUCCGCUCAUCUGCCUUUUCCACAUAACCUUUGAUUCACUGUCAAUCUCAGCCUUUGAUUUCUAUAAUGUCUAGCCCCUGCAGUAAGGGAUUUGAAUAUCCUCCAAGAGAAUUUUUUCCGUCUUUAUUAUUUGGGUGACCCCUUCACAUUGAGACUUGCCCCUCUGGUCCUAGACUCUCCUGUGAGGGGAAACAACCUCUCUGCAUGUAUCCCUUACGUUUUGCUAAGGUCUCCUGUAUAUUUUUUGAACUUUUGAGUACAGGUCCAAUCGAUUCAACCUCUCCUUAUAAGAAAAUCCCAUCAUGCCUGGCGUCAAUCUAGUGAACCUUCUCUGGACUGCCUCCAAUGGCAGUAAAUCCUUCCUUAGAUAAUGGGACCAAAACUAUUUGCAGUAUUCUGGGUGUGGUUUGGCUAGUGCCUUGUAGAAUGAGAAGAAAGAAUGUUAGCGAUAGUUGGCAGUGAGGUUCAUG
Stegostoma tigrinum is the source of this 6058-nucleotide messenger RNA. RefSeq names its product adaptor related protein complex 2 subunit alpha 1 (gene ap2a1). NCBI's taxonomy places the organism in Eukaryota, Metazoa, Chordata, Chondrichthyes, Orectolobiformes, Stegostomatidae. Gene Ontology annotation, molecular function: clathrin-cargo adaptor activity. Bases 133 to 3063 code for a protein of 976 amino acids. Gene Ontology annotation, cellular component: AP-2 adaptor complex; membrane coat. The transcript is spliced from 24 exons. Gene Ontology annotation, biological process: intracellular protein transport; clathrin-dependent endocytosis. The record is from RefSeq and is a predicted model, not a curated record.